This is a messenger RNA of Paraglomus occultum, 279 nucleotides long. NCBI's taxonomy places the organism in Eukaryota, Fungi, Glomeromycota, Glomeromycetes, Paraglomerales, Paraglomeraceae. The record is from the annotation of a GenBank genome assembly.
AUGUGCGAUACCCAUCCAACUAGUUCGAGACUUUGCUCCCGUACUUUCAACGUUCAGAAUCGCUACUUGACUGCAUCCAAUAAUUCAAUCACUUUCAACGCGCAAACUACUCAAGUUCCUCGUAUAACUCCUGUAACAGUGAACAUUAAUAAUAAUACAUACCCAAUUGACGAAUAUACAAAUGUUACGGAAAACAUUUUAUCGAAAACAACGCGCAAGUUACAUCUUCAAGUUGGUCAUCCUAUCCAUACGCUUCGCACAUUAAUCGAACAGCAUUUU